Penicillium vulpinum is the source of this 780-nucleotide messenger RNA. RefSeq names its product protein hmgX (gene hmgX). Lineage: Eukaryota; Fungi; Ascomycota; Eurotiomycetes; Eurotiales; Aspergillaceae. The transcript has a single exon. Gene Ontology annotation, biological process: cilium assembly. Bases 1 to 780 code for a protein of 259 amino acids. The record is from RefSeq and is a predicted model, not a curated record.
AUGACAUCUAUCACAACUGCUCGCCCAUCAUUGACAUCCAAUGAUUCGGCCGUACUUCAAGCUCUAUUCGAUGCCGAAUCCUCUCCAUCAUCAGGAAUAAUCGUUGAUUCAUCACUCGCCCCAUGGCCAUCAUCUCUGAACCUCUCCGAAACAGACCUGAUAUCGCUCAAGCAGCGCGAAACAGCCAUCAUUCGCGAAUUGCAAUCAAACACAUCACCAAGUACAGAGACAGUCCAGUCAGCACUAAACGACUUUGACACUCUUCUCACGCAACAUCCAAAAUACCCCUCCGCAUACACAAAUCGAGCACAAACACUCCGCCUGCUGGUCGAUCUGAUCUACAACAAGGAAGCUGGUACCAACCAAACCACUGAUACCGAGCUAGCCGAUGCUGCCCUCUUCGCCCCUGAAACCUCCCAGCUCUGCUCCCGCAUCUUCUCUGACCUAGGCCAAGCCAUAAACUUUGCCACACCCGCCAGCCCCGCCGAUGCGGUCUCAGCAGCCCAAGCACGGCUAUUGGCCGACGCGCACACGCACAGGGGUUAUUUACUUCUGAAGGCGGCGCGGGUGAAGAAGGCUGGUCCCGGUGGUGAGGCGGGGCCGGAGCGUUUGCGCGGACUUUCGGCUGAUCAGCUUGAGGAAAUGGCGAGUCGGGAUUUCUUCUUUGGGGGUCGCUACGGGAAUAAGGUUGCGCAGCAGCUUUCUGUGCAGACGAAUCCUUAUGCUAAGAUGUGUGGAGCUAUUGUUAAGGAGGCGAUGAGGAAGGAGAUCGAGGGCUGA